UAGAACAAUAUGUCUCGUGUUCCUUCUGUCCUUAGCCCUACCGAAGAAGACAUCCAACUCUUGUUGAGCGCUCAAUGCCAUAUUGGUGCCAAGAAUGUUAACACCCGUAUGACUCCUUACGUCUAUAAGCGUCGUGCUGAUGGUGUCAACUUGAUCAACCUCGGCAAAACCUGGGAAAAGCUUAUUUUCGCUGCUCGUGUGAUUGCUGCUAUUGAAAACCCCAAGGAUAUUGUUGUGAUCUCUGCUCGUCCUUACGGUCACCGUGCUGCUUUGAAGUUUGCCAAGUACAUUGGUGCCGAAGCCAUUGUUGGUCGUUUCACUCCUGGUACCUUCACCAAUUACAUUACUCGUUCUUUCCGUGAACCUCGUUUGGUGAUCUGUACUGAUCCUCGUACUGAUUUCCAAGCCAUCAAGGAAGCCUCUUAUGUCAACAUCCCUGUUAUUUCUUUGGCCGAUACUGAUGCUUUGCUCCAAUACGUUGAUGUUGUCAUCCCCACCAACAACAAGGGUAAGCAUGCUCUUGGUUUGAUCUACUGGUUGUUGGCUCGUGCUGUCCUCCGUCUCCGUGGUUCUCUUGACUACACUACUCCUUGGGAUGUCAUGGUUGAUAUGUUCUUCUACCGUGAUCCUGAAGAAAUCGAAAAGGAACAAGAAGCUGCUGCUUUCGAAGAAUCUGGUGAAUUCAAUGCCGAACUCGCUACCGCUGAAUGGGGUGUGGAAGGUGCUGCUGCUGAAGGUGUUGCUGGUAUCGCUGCUGCUGCUGACUGGAACGCUCAAGCUGCCUCUUCUGACUGGGCUGAUGAUGCCGCUGCUCCUUCUUCUUGGGAAGCUUAGAUGGAUGAUCUCUACUUUAGAUAUAUCAUCUAAUAUGCAUAAUUUCAUUCCAUCUUUCUUUUUUCCUCAUUUACUUAGUCUAUUAGUAUAAUUUUAUUGUAGACGAAAUAAAAAUUGAUCCUUUCGAAU
Messenger RNA from Halteromyces radiatus, 963 nucleotides. Its product is annotated as ribosomal protein S2, flavodoxin-like domain-containing protein. Lineage: Eukaryota; Fungi; Mucoromycota; Mucoromycetes; Mucorales; Cunninghamellaceae. The record is from RefSeq and is a predicted model, not a curated record. Bases 10 to 834 code for a protein of 274 amino acids. Gene Ontology annotation, molecular function: structural constituent of ribosome. Gene Ontology annotation, biological process: ribosomal small subunit assembly; cytoplasmic translation. The transcript is spliced from 3 exons. Gene Ontology annotation, cellular component: cytosolic small ribosomal subunit; 90S preribosome; ribosome.